AUGGCGUGGCAACCAAGUACAGAGUCGCUCCAGACUCUGGCAGUAUGCCUCAAGGACUCCUUGAGCGCCUUCAACAAGGAUCUCCAGAAGCAGGCCGAACAAAUGCUCAACCAGGCCAAGGCAUCCCCCGACUUCAACAACUAUCUUGCAUUGAUCUUUUCUUCUUCAGACUCUCUGCCAGGAGUGCAAAUCGGCCAGCAGGAUCUUCACGUUAUACGGGCCGCCGCGGCGAUAAUGCUGAAGAACAAUAUCAAAAAUGACUUCAAGCAAAUUCCCGAAACGAGCUUGGAGCUAAUCAAGCAAGCUAUCCCCAUUGGAAUCCAGGACAAGAACUCGCAGAUCCGCAGCUAUGCUGGCAACAUCGCCACGGAGCUGAUCCGCAGGGGUGGGAUUUACAGCUGGCCGAGCUUUCUGCCUGAGCUUCUGGCCAUGUUCAGUAACGAGUCAGGCCAGGUUUCUCCUGAGGCGCAAGAGGGUGCUAUUUCAGCCAUGGCCAAGAUAUGCGAGGACAACACCAAAACCCUGGAGCGUGAACACAAUGGCCAGAGGCCCCUGAACUACCUCCUACCGAAACUAAUUGAGGCGACCAAGAACCCCCAGCCCAAGGUCCGGGUGUAUGCGUUGACAGCCAUCAAUGUUUUCACCUCGCGCAAGUCGCAGGCCAUGCUGAAUAAUAUUGACAGCCUACUACAGCAUCUCUUUUACCUGUCCCAGGACGCCAGUGUUGAUGUUCGGAAGGAAGUUUGCCGGGCCUUCGUACGCCUUGUCGAGACGAGGCCAGACAAGCUGCAGCCCCAUAUCGCUGAUUUGGUUGAAUACAUCAUCGUUCAGCAGCAGAGCGAAGAUGAAGAGCUUGCUGUCGAGGCCGCCGAGUUCUGGCUGUCUGUUGGCGAGCACACAGAUCUGUGGAAGCUCCUCACCCCACAUAUCCAAAAGAUUAUCCCCGUUUUACUGGAGUGCAUGCGAUACAGUGGCGAGGAUAUUGCUGCGCUUGAAGGUGCUUCCGAUGAUGAGGAUGAGGACGACCGUGCAGAAGAUAUCAAACCGCAAUUUGCAACCAAAAAGCUCACAAGAGCAGCAAAUGGAGAGAUUUUGGACGGUUCCAAGGAUGGCAACUCAGGAUUCCAAAGGCUAGACGACAUGAAUGACGAUUUGGAAGAGGGUGAACUCGAGGACGACGAGGAGGGUGACGAGAACCCCGACGAGAAGUGGACUGUUCGCAAAUGCUCGGCAGCCGCUCUUGAUGUCUUCGCCCGCGACUUCCGCAACCCUGUAUUCGAAUGUAUCCUACCCUAUCUCAGCCAAAAUCUCAAGCACGAAGACUGGCCUCACCGGGAAGCAGCAGUGCUCGCACUUGGUGCCAUUGCCGACGGAUGCAUGCAGGUCGUCACGCCUCACCUCCCGGAACUCGUUCCGUAUCUCAUCUCGCUUCUCAACGACCCUGAACCCGUGGUGCGACAAAUAACCUGCUGGACGCUUGCACGCUACUCCUCGUGGGCUGCCGCCUUGACCGAUCCGAACGAUAAGCAGCAGCACUUUGUGCCCAUGAUGGAAGGUAUCUUGACCAAGAUGUUGGACAAGAACAAGAAGGUUCAGGAGGCCGCUGCGUCGGCCAUGGCCAACCUUGAGGAGAAGGCCGGUAAAGUGUUGGAGCCCUACAGUGGACCCAUCAUCCAACAAUUCGUCCGCUGCUUCGCCAAGUACAAGGACAAGAACAUAUACAUUUUGUACGAUUGCGUGCAGACGCUGGCCGAGAGCAUCGGGCCCGUCUUGGCCACGCCGGAGCUCUCCAGCACUCUGAUGCCCGUACUGAUCGAUCGCUGGCAGAGGGUGCCAGACCAGUCGCGAGAGCUCUUCCCGCUCCUCGAGUGUCUGUCGUACGUGGCAAUGGCGCUCGGUGACUCUUUUGCACCAUACGCCCCACCUAUUUUCAGGAGAUGUCUAGAGAUUAUUCACCAAAAUCUGGAGCAGUCACAUGCCGCAAACCAAGAUGUGACAUACGACCAACCUGACAGGGAUUUCCUCGUCACCAGCCUAGACAUGCUGAGUGCCAUAGUUCAAUGUUUGGAGCCCGCGAAGUCCUCCGAGCUUGUUGGGCAGUCAAAUCGGCAACUUUUUGAACUUCUCGGCUUGUGUAUGGAUGACCUUGCGGAUGAAGUUAAGCAAUCCGCAUACGCCCUUCUUGGUGACUGCGCGCGCUAUGUGUUCGCGCAGCUCCAGCCCAACCUGGCGACGCUCCUCCCAAUCUUACUGAAGCAGCUGGAUCUGGAUAAUCUCUUGGAUGAGGAGAUGGACGAUGACUUUGGCGUCGUGAACAAUGCUUGUUGGAGCGCCGGCGAGAUCGCGAUUCAGCACCGCACGGGCAUGGCACCCUACGUCCAGGAGCUGCUGCAGCGAUGCGUCGAGAUCCUGUCCAACCCUCGAGUCCCCAAAAGCGUUAGGGAGAACGCUGCCAUCGCACUUGGAAGGCUAGGUAUCGAUAAUGCCGAGCUUCUGGCCCCGCACCUGAAUAUGUUCACCGAGGACUUCCUCAACGCCAUGGACGAGGUUGAUCCGUCGGAGGAAAAGGCAACGGCAUUCAAGGGCUUUGCACUCACCGUGUGCAGAAACCCUCAAGCAAUCGAGAAGGAUAUCCCACACUUCUUCCUGGCCAUUGCGAAAUAUCGGGACCUGGUAAAUCUGAGAAGCCCCAUUAAGCAGGAGCUGCAUGAUGCAUUUAAGAAUGUCAUCAAUGUCUAUCAGCAAAUCAUCCCACAAUUCGAUUCAUUCCUAGCGUCGAUGCCCCAGGAUGCUCAGGCUAGCUUGAAGCAGCUCUACGGGGUCUGA
Molecule: messenger RNA, 2826 nt
Organism: Pyricularia pennisetigena
Lineage: Eukaryota; Fungi; Ascomycota; Sordariomycetes; Magnaporthales; Pyriculariaceae
Exons: 3
Coding region: 1-2826 (941 amino acids)
Biological process (GO): protein import into nucleus
Cellular component (GO): cytoplasm; nucleus
Molecular function (GO): nuclear import signal receptor activity; small GTPase binding
Source: RefSeq, a predicted model, not a curated record